This is a messenger RNA of Cryptomeria japonica (Japanese cedar), 2171 nucleotides long. Its product is annotated as disease resistance protein RPV1-like. The coding region runs from base 1 to 2013 and encodes 670 amino acids. Lineage: Eukaryota; Viridiplantae; Streptophyta; Pinopsida; Cupressales; Cupressaceae. The transcript has a single exon. Gene Ontology annotation, biological process: defense response. The record is from RefSeq and is a predicted model, not a curated record. Gene Ontology annotation, molecular function: ADP binding.
AUGAUAUGUUUUCAACUUCUGCUACAUUGGUCUGUGGUGCCAGACAAUCUCACUUCUAGUACUAUUGCAUUUUCUAUUGACCUGCACUGUUCGUUUGGGAACAUUAAUUUACAUCUCUUUUUAAUUGUUAUGAAUUCGGCCUUGUGCACCCUGUGGGACAUUCGAAAGCCUGACCAAUUAUCUCAUUCAUUCGACAGAGCGCCCUUAGAUGUUGCCAAGCACCCUGUGGGACUCGAAAGCCUGACCAAUUAUCUCAUUCAUAAAUUUAUACUCAAUUCAGAGGAAGGUGUGAUUAAAGCUGGAUUGUGGGGCAUUGGUGGUAUUGGCAAGACCACAGUUGCCAAGGCUAUGUAUAAUCAAGUUUCUUCUAAAUUUGACGCUGCCUCCUUUGUGUUCAAUGUCCGUACUACUGCUGCAGAGGGCAGGGACUUGGCAAAAUUGCAGCAAAAAAUUCUUAAAGAUUUAAUCAAGUAUGAUGGAAAAGUGGACAGUGUGGACGAGGGCAUAUCCUUAUUCAGAGAUCGUUUGGGACGAAAACGUGUGCUUCUGAUUUUAGAUGAUGUGGAUAAUAGGGAGCAAUCAAAUGCUUUGGCUGGGGAUUGGCUGGCCCCUGGUAGCAGAGUUAUUCUUACUUCCAGAGACGGACACAUUCUUCACCUUGUGGGGGUCUCAUCUGAAUGCAUCCACGAGAUGAGUGGAUUGCAGAUAAAUGAAGCUCUCCAACUAUUUUGUUGGCACGCCUUUCUCAAAGCAUCUCCAAUUCCCACUCACGAAGAUCUGUCCAAUAGAAUAGUGGAAGUUUGUAAGGGUCAUCCUCUUUCACUAGAAGUGAUUGGAUCAUUCUUGUAUGAUAAGCAGAAUGACGAGGAUUGUUGGAGAGAAGCCUUACACAACAUAACUGUCCAUCCAGACAUCCAUGAAAGACUCAAAAUCAGUUACAAUGCUCUCAGUGAAGAUGAAAAAGAAAUAUUUCUCGACAUCGCUUGCUUUUUCAUCGGAGAACACAAAAGAUGUCCUGUUAUUUUCUGGGAAUCUUUGUACAGGAUGGUACACACAGCUAUACAUAAUCUUUCCCUGAAGUUGCUGAUAAAGAUUGAUGAGGAAGGUGUGUUUGAUAUGCAUGACCAUUUGAGAGAUAUGGGACGAACCAUCGCUGAAAGAGAAAGAGCGGGUACCCGACUGUGGGAGGCAGCUCAUUUAAGCAGGGGAGAAUCCAGUAACAACAAUUUCUCUCGCCUUCGACUCAUUGGAGGUAAUCCACAAAGGCCUGAAACAUUGUACGGAUCUGCUCUUCGAUUUCUUCACAUGGAGUAUGUGCCCAUUGACGGAAUCACGCGGGCCAUGCUUCCUCCAAGUCUGAGAUGGUUACGGUUGCGAGUUUGUGACAAGUCAUUUCACCUCAGUCUUGUGCGUAACAUUUGGCGUUAUGCAAUACAGAAUCUAUUUCACUUCAGUCUUGAGGAUAGGAUUUGGGAUUUGAGGAUAAUGCAAGUACACUGCGAUAUUUCAAACUUGCAAUAUUUAGUUUCUAAUAUUCUUGGCAACUUGUCACAGUUACAGCAUUUAGAGUUGACAAGCUGUACAAAUUUAAACAAUCUCCCUCAUAGCAUUGGCAAUCUGUCAAAUCUACAUUAUCUAAAUUUGAAAGGGUGUAAAAAAUUAAAUAAGCUCCCUCGUACCAUUGGCAACCUCUCCGAGCUGCAGCAUUUAGAGUUGAAAAGCUGUACAAAAUUAAACAAUCUCCCUCGUAGCAUGGACAAUCUGUCAAAGCCGCAGUGCCUAAAUUUGCAAGGGUGUAAAAAAUUAAAUAAGCUCCCUCUUACCAUUGGCAACCUUUCACAGCUGAAGCAUUUAGACUUGAUAUAUUGCGAAAAAUUACAUAACCUUUCUGAUGUCAUUGGCAACCUUUCACAGUUGAAGCAUUUAGACUUGACAUUUUGCAACAAAUUACAUAACCUCCCUGAUACCAUUGGUAACCUCUCAAAAUUGUCCGAACUAAAUUUGUUCUAUUGAAAAAAAUAAAUUACCUCCCUAAUACAAUUGGCAAUCUAUCAGAGCUGCACCAACUAGAUUUGAGGAGUUGUGAAAAUUUAAAUAAUCUCUUUGAUACCUUUGGCAACCUGUCAAAGCUGUCCGAACUAAAUUUAAAAAAGUGUAGAAAAUUAAAUAAC